GUAGAUAUAACCACAUUUAAUUAGUCAUGUCCACCACUUUCCGUCCCAAGAGAAGUGUUCCAUCUGCGGUGAACACGCCCACAUCCGUACAUGUGAAGAAGACUGCCAGCAUUGAUAAUGAGGAGGCACAAGUCAUCUUGACGGAGUUCAUUGGUGCUAGUGAAGCUUUAAUGAGCAGUUUACCAGGCAGUGUUUUAGCUGAAGGGAAUGGUGCUGGAGCUGGGUUGAGCGAGUCUGCCGGAAACAGUGCUGUUUUGAGUCAGUUGAAGCGUGUUCAAAGAGAUUUGAGAGGGUUACCACCAUUACUUGCGGAAACUGCUGCUCCAGUUAGUACUGGACAAAACAAGAGAAUCAAGUUUGAUGAUGAUGAAGAGGAACAACCAGUGAAUAAGAAGAUCAAGUUUGAUGAUGAGGAAGAAGAGAAAGAAGACGAAGAGGAAGAGAAAGAAGAAGAAGAUGAAGAAGAUGAAGAUGAAGAAGAAGAAGAAACCAAGGAAGAAGAAACCAAGGAAGAAGAAACCAAGGAAGAAUCUGAAUCUGAAGCUGAAGCUGAACCUGUAGUUGAAAAGAAGGAAAAGAAGGAAAAGAAGGAGAAGAAGGAGAAGAAAGAAAAGAAAGGGAAAGAAAAGAAGGAAAAGAAAGAAAAAAAGCAUAAGAAGAAGGAUUAAGUAGAACGUCAUUCGCUGUAAUAUAGAUAACAUCA
Messenger RNA from [Candida] anglica, 703 nucleotides. NCBI's taxonomy places the organism in Eukaryota, Fungi, Ascomycota, Pichiomycetes, Serinales, Debaryomycetaceae. The record is from the annotation of a GenBank genome assembly.